Durusdinium trenchii is the source of this 1735-nucleotide messenger RNA. NCBI's taxonomy places the organism in Eukaryota, Dinophyceae, Suessiales, Symbiodiniaceae. The record is from the annotation of a GenBank genome assembly.
UGAUAUCUUGGAAUCAUCACUAAAUGAAAUAUAUAAACCACAGACAAGACAUUGCAACAUUGCUGGCCAGAUCAGGCUCCUUUCCCCGCGUGACCGAUCCAAGUGUGGCGAUGCUGUUGACCCCAACCAGUCCACCCCUACGCGCAUCACCGCCGCCCGUGGUCGGCUCAAAGGAACGAGUGCCGUGACUCGAUGUGACUCGGAUCUGCUCAUCAUGUCUGGAUUUGUUCCAUGUGAUGCCAUCGAGGGGGAUCCCGACUGUUGCUUGAGUUGUUUACAUCUUCAGUCCUGCAGGAGGCAAGCUUGCAUGCGUCAAGGCAGAUGGCAGAAUCCCAACCUGUGGUCAUGCCAAGAACGAUGGGUACGCUUCAGCGACACCCGCAAUGCAUACCUCGAAGUGGCUCAUGAGGAUUCCUGCGAGUUUCAACCGUCCACCACAGUCACAACCGUCACGACCGUGGCAGGAUUUGGAAGUCGACCUGAGGAUUGGUUUGUCAUCACUGGUUUGAGUCUGUUCGCGUGUUGUGAUCUUGUCCUUUGCGUUUGGUAUGCCAUCUUGUGCAUGAAAUGGUUGCGGCUUCGUUCCCAUGCGCAUGUGCAUCCCGAAGCAAGUUCGACCAACCCCAAUUCUCCAGAGUCGAGCAAGAUAGGCACUUCAACGGCAAGUGCGUCAGCACCCACGGCUGCUAGUGUCAUUCAGGUGGGUCGAAACAAGUUGCCCACCUGCAUGCCAGAGUAUUGGUCCUAUUUGCCAGUGCCCGAGCAAGGGUGGGCGCUACAUCCAGUGGCUGGGGACGAGCUACGGACCAUCAGAAGAAUGUUUGUAGUGCGGCAGCCUGAUGAGCUGGGGAAAGGAAGGGACGCCAUGACAUAUGAUCAGACAUAUUCCAAUCUGGUGGUGCAUUGCGCUUGGCGCAUUGAGCAUGAGAGUUUGUGGCCCAAAUACGCGGCAGAACGGAAUGACGUGAUGCGGAAUAUGUGCCAGAUUCGCAAGAAUCAACUUGCUUUGGAUUCGUGGGACAGCCGAUUGGAUGAUGCAAGUCAGUCCAUGCCAGGCGAACUCUUUGAUGAGGUUGGAGAGAAAUACUUGCUACAUGGCACAAGUCCAGAGCGUUUGUUGGACAUCCUUCACCAGGGCUUCACAGAAAAGCUAUCAAGCUUGAAAGGGAUUUUCGGUGCCGGAAACUACUUGGCAGAGGACCCUGAAAAAAUCGAUCAAUAUACCAGGCCUGACCCAGGGCUUGGGACCCCUGGGUUGGAGGAGCUUCACUCACGGCUUUACCGGGCAGGUGGGAACCACCACCCUGAUGAUGACAACAUUUUCUACUGCUUCCUGGUGCGUGCUACUUGUGGUGCUUGCCUCCAGACAACUGGCCUUGACAAAAAAACGUCUCCAGGAUGAAAUCACAGGGAAGGAGGUCUUUUUGACCGCAGACCGCCGCGAAUUGGCUCGCGUUCCAGGCACGUCCCCUUCUUUCUCAUACCACUCUCUCCUUGUCAACCUGUGUACUGGCAAAACCUAUGGAGCAGCAGUGGCCCGCUUUCGCGAGAUUGUGAUCUUCGAAGGAAAUCGCAUCUAUCCAGAAUAUUUGGUGGCAUAUCGACGGGUUUGAUGGCAGUUAAAGAGUUAAGGGUCCGUUAAAGGCGGUUUCCUUUCUGAGAAUGUUGCCUGGCUUCGCCCGGCCCACUUCUUUGACGCCCUGCCGCUUUCACCUGAGGUGAGAGGUCGCUGUGC